CGCUCUGGGCUAUCUGUAGGGACCGAGGGUCUCUGGAAGAAAAGAAUGGAGGAGUAGGGCCGGCCAAACGUGCCAUCUGCUUCGAGGGCGUCCUCCUGGCGUGGGAGUCUUAACUCCCUCCACACAGCCAAGCUUCUGAAAGCUAUCAUUCCCCAGAUGGGGGAAUCUCCGAGACAAAACAGCCUUGUUCCCGCAGGUGGCCUCUUGGGUUGCCAAAAACCCCUUCCCACACCAGCUGAGGCCUCCUCAGGGUCUGGCUAUGAGGUGUGCCCACUCACCUGGCAUCUCAAGCCGGGCAUAGGUUUUUGCCAAGGCCAUCUGUUCUGAGGGCACAGAGUCACAUUGUUCUCAGCGUUCCUGGGAUGAGGUUGAAAGAAGGUGAGCCUUGUGAACUCAGAAGAGUCAAAAUGUGGUCCUGGCCUUGGACCAGCUACUUCCCCUCGUUGGCCCUCUGUUUCCUCCACAGUAAGGAGUUUGAAUAGAUGAUCUUCAGGGGGCCUCCCAGCUGGGAUUCAGGGUGUGACCCAAGAAGAGGAGGGAACUGAGGAGAAUCAGUGAAGAAGCUGGACAGCAGGAUCAGGAUGGCAUUCUCCAGCUCCUGCCCUCCUCUAGGGAUAUCUGGGGCAUAUCCCAAGGAAAGAUGGGACCAUUGGGAAGUGGCGGUGGGGAUGGGGGUUAGGUUCUAGACUAGAGGCCAUGCACAAUGGCACAGUGUCUUGGGUGUUUGUAAACCAAAGCCUUGUCCUUUCUUCUGUCAGGAGUAGAGAACUUUCUGUCUUGUACUUGGUGACUACCGUCUGUGAACUUGAAGUUGGUCUUCAAAGUCUACCCCAUUUCCUGUUUCCCUUUGCAUCGCCUAAGCCCUAAAACCUUUCUUGGUGAUUCUGCUUAAUAUGAAUCCCAGUGCUCUCAGGGUAGGGCUGGUUGGGGUGCCCCAAGCCAGACUCUUGUCUCUUUGCAUUCCAUCUAUAAAGUCAACUGUCAUCAUCCCUGGGGGUGGGGGGAGCAGAAAACUUCAUCCCUACAGAUAACUUCAGUUUAGCUUCUUAGUUUAGGAAAACUCCUAAUCUGACUGACCAUCCCCAAAGAAGAAGGUGGUGUGGAGGGUGUGUGUGUGUGUGUGUGUGUGUGUGUGUGUGUGUAUGUGUGUGUGUGUACAAAGAAUUCCUGCUCAUUAAGUGAAGAAUUCAGAUUAGGGACCCCCUGAGGAAAAGGGAAAGAAAACAGCAGGACAUCUCAAAGAAUGGGAAAUCUAAUUAGACACAUGACUCCCUGGGCUGACUCCUUGUCCUCCCUCUGGCCAAUAGAUGAGGGCGUGUCUAGUUGUCCCCUAGUGAGACGGGCAGUCAUCCUCCCCAACACAGCCUUUAUCUCUCUGGAAGCUGUAGGGCCAGACGCAUCCCAAAGCAUCUAAAGGUAAGAAAGGUAAGAUGGAUAUCAGUGGGAUUCAGCCAUUUCCACUUCUUUCUCCCCAGGACCCCAUGAGGCUCCUGGCUUUCCUGGGUCUGCUGACCCUGGUGCUGCAUGAGGCAGGGACAGCUUCUCUCCCAGGGGAGAGGAAGAGAGAAGAGCAGAGCCCCGAGGAAGGUGACACUUAUGCAUUUCUGCAUGUGGGGAACUAUGCCCUGAGCCUGGAGGACUACAGUGACGUCAUUGACCUGAGCAGCUAUGAGGAACCUGCCGACUAUGGGGACCAGACCCCUGAGGCUAAAGUGGACAGCCUAACUCUCCCAACAAGAACCAGUCCCUCCCAGAGCACUGUGGCUCCAAACCUCACCAUGACCAAGCCUACCACCACUGGCCUACUGAACACCCAGAGCAGUCAGGGCCUGCCUACCUGCCUGGUCUGUGUGUGCCUUGGCUCUUCCGUGUACUGUGAUGAUGCAGACCUCAAGAACAUUCCUCCCCUUCCCCAGAUGACCACCUACCUGUACGCCCGCUUCAACCACAUCAGCCACAUCCAGGCCAGAGACUUCAAAGGGCUGACAAAACUCAAGAGGAUUGACCUCUCCAGCAGCUCCAUCUCCUCCAUCCACAACGACGCCUUCUGCCUGCUGCCUGCCCUGCAGGAUCUGAUCCUCUCAGAGAACCAGCUGGCAGCUCUGCCUGUGCUGCCCAACGGCAUCGAGCUCCUGGAUGUGCGCCUGAAUCGGCUGCAGAGCUCGGGGAUACAGCCUGACGCCUUCGUGGCCCUGGAGAAGCUUCAGUUUCUCUACCUGGCAGACAACCUGCUGGAUUCCAUCCCUGGGCCUUUGCCUCUGAGCCUGCGCUCCCUGCACCUGCAGAACAACAUGAUCAAGACCAUGGAAAGAGACACCUUCUGUGACCCCAGGGAACACAGCCCCAAGCGACGGCAGCUGGAAGACAUCCGCCUGGACAGGAACCCGAUCAAUCUAAGCCUUUUCCCCGAGGCCUAUUUCUGCCUGCCAAGGCUUCCUGUGGGCCGCUUUACCUAGAUGCCAACGGCCCUCUCUUCCCAGGUGCAGUGCUCAUAGGCUCACUGAUAGAGAGCUAGCUCCCUGCAGCUAAGUAGUGAUCUGUAGUCCAAGUGUCAGGCAGCCUGUGAGCCGCAGUCGCAAGAUUUCACAACACACACACACACACACAGAUGAGAGAGAGAGAGCCUCCAGUCACCGAAUUUGCUUUUCUCCCUCCUCUUUCCUUACACCUUAUGGCUCCUGACUCAGAGGAGAGCUGCAGCAGAGAUCUUUUCCACGCUCUCCAUCCGUGUCUUCCCACAGAAUUCCAGGAGAGCCAUGAAAGAAAGAGGAGGAAGAGGAGGUGCCAGAG
Messenger RNA from Myodes glareolus (Bank vole), 2790 nucleotides. The record is from RefSeq and is a predicted model, not a curated record. NCBI's taxonomy places the organism in Eukaryota, Metazoa, Chordata, Mammalia, Rodentia, Cricetidae.